AUGAUGGAUGCCGAUGUCGAUGGGAUCGGUAUCGAUGAUGACGAUGACGAUGACGACGAUGCUUGCAUAUUCAGCAUCGCCAAUGACCGCCAAAGUGAGGACGAUGACACUCUCACUGGAGAAGACAGCGUUCUUUCAGCAGUGCAAACGAAGCGCACUGCUGUUGUCAAGGAUGAAUCAGCAGAGGGAUUUCUGCUGACUCACGAAGCGGUUGUCCGCUUCGUUCAAGACUCGUUUGCAGAUGCGCUAGACAAAACAGAAAAGAAACGCAGACAAACACGAAAGAGCAAAUGUUCUCUCAUUUGA
Messenger RNA from Peronospora matthiolae, 306 nucleotides. The record is from the annotation of a GenBank genome assembly. Lineage: Eukaryota; Oomycota; Peronosporomycetes; Peronosporales; Peronosporaceae.